UUUUUUUCAUAUUUUUUAUUAAGAUGUAAAUUGCUCACGUAUUACCCUAAAAGCUUAACUUACCCCUUAACAUGACACUGACUGGCACAAUUUAAUGUCAGCUAUGUAGUCAUCAUUUAGACUUACGUCAUUAUCAUUACUAGACAUAUGAUUAGCGGCAAGGGGAUCAUACCUGUGCAGUGAGACUGUGCAUGUCUCUCUCUCUCUUUCCCCUCCCUCUAUCGUCGUCGCAGUAUCUCCCUCGCUCACUUGUCACUUGCCCCUCGCGCACAGGACCGGUUCAGUCACUCACACACACACACACACGCGCACAAACUUUACUACGGUCCGGUGUCAGAAGCAACACCACUGAUCUCCGUGCGGGACGCCGUUAAGAACAGAUGGAGACACUUCAAACGGCCAUCGCGAGCAGAGAGGACACCGGACCGUUAAAAAAGCCGCUGGCAGACACGAAAGAGCACUGCGACAGUGGCGAUCACAGCGAAACGAAUUAUGUAGAUCUGGGGAAUCCAUCGGACAUGAAGUCAGACAGCACAAAGACUGUAAAAGUCACUUUCACAGGUGAAGGGAACCAGCUGGCAAUAUUUAAAUGUAAAGGCGAUGCAUCCAUCUCCGGGAUUAAGAGUCCUGGGGAGCGAGAGAAGAAUGGAAAUACAGACAAAAGUUUAUCGAAAGAAUGUCACGAGGGAAAGUGCCAUUCUGAGAAGCUUUAUGGAGAGCGCGUUCCGCUAAUAGAAGAUUGUGUUGACUCGGGAACGGAUGUCAAAACCGAAAAUCCAAAUUCUGCGUCGUAUGAAACGGAGGAGUUACAAUACACCGACAUGUACUUGAACAGCCGUUGCGAAUCAAAGGACAGCACGAGCGCAGCGGACGUAGAGUCACACUAUAUAACAACGCACGAGAUUCAGCUAACGGAGUUAGAUCACGAUGUGGAUUACGAGUUUGGUCGAGGAUCCUGCUGGGAUUUCGAGGAUGAUAAUCUGGUAUAUUCAUUUGUUGACUACGCAUCAUUUGACAGCGACGAGACGACUCUCGGGAGAAUCCAAAGCAAGUCCAAGAGCAAUAAAGGUCCGCCCGCUUCACGCGCAGCGAAGCUUUCCGCCACAGGUGCUCUGGUCAGCACCGAAAGUGAACUUUGCGAAUCCGAUAAAUGUGCCAGCUCGGAUGAAGGCGGCGGACAGCAUGGAAAUUCGUCUGGACGUAUUCACCUGUCAAUCAAAACGUCUUCGCGCGCGAUCAACGACCCUGCCAAUGUUUUAGGUCAGAGGAAUGUCCGCUUUCACAGCAGACGUGCAGGUGAGCGGAGUCAUUAUUCAUUCAGAAGCUCUGACUCCAAAAGCGAGACCCUGUUUGACCGCUACUUUAUCCCACCUCCCGGUCGCCAACACCUCGCGAGCAAACUGAGGGGAAAAGACAUUAACGAAUAUUCCAGUGGCGCGUCCAGUUCCGUCAGCGAACUGGAUGACGCGGAUAAAGAGGUGUGUAAUCUCACCGCGCGUUCCUUUCGGAGUUUGGCUUGCCCUUACUUUGAUGCCAUAAAUUUAAGCAGCUCGAGUGAGUCCUCAAUGUCAGAGCACGGUCUGAGUAUUAACAAAUGGUCCGCUUUCGUCGACUUAAAUUACGGCAAUUUAACACGUGAGGCGCACAAGAACUCUACGCCUGUUUUUGAGGCAAACAAAAGCGCUGAGUGUACAACCAUAAAAGAUGUGGUUCAAACCAAUACGCCUAGUCCUCAAACUAAAAUAGUGUCGCUGAAAAAUAACUUGAACUCUCAGCAGGCGUCUAAGAAAAUAGAAAUACGAAGCAAACCGGGUGAAACCAUCACACUGACUGAAACCUUGAACUUCAGCUGUAAUGUCGGAUCAGGGAUACCUGCGCGCGAGAGGCGCGCGAAACGCGCGCUGAAUGCCAUAAUGUCACGUUCCACAGCUGAUGUUACGGGCACAACGCCAACCAAGGCGGGGUGUGAAGCAGAAAGUCCGCUCGGUGAAACCUUGGAAGAUGCCCACAAGAAAGCCAUCUUCGCCUCUAGUAUUUUGAAAAAUGUAAUUUCCAAGAAAAUGCAGUUUGAGCAAGAGCGUAAAAUGGAAAGAGGUGAAAUAAGUGAUACGUAUCCUGUGUCAUCAGUGUGCCCUCACUCUAAGGACUGUAAAGAGACUGUGAAGUGCUUACAAAGACAGACUUCAGAAACUGCAUCAGGACACUCACAAGAGGAGCUCGGGGAGGCAACAGACCAGCCACAAGAGAAUCCGAGUUCCCAUGCUGCUGAAAUCACAGAGUCACCCUGUGACACAGAAAUGACCUCCAAAUUAGACCCAAGCGAACCACUAAAGACUCCUUUGACCCCCAGCCAAAAAAGUGCUUUCAAAACCUGGAAAGAUGGAGAGCAGGAAGCACAAGGUGAUGGAGAAUCUCAGGAGGAAGAGACGCUGCCAGACACUUCAAUUAGACCUGUGAUGGAAAGCAGUGAAAGUGUUGAGGGCGAGAGUAGUAAGAUGAUUAAGAUGUCUCACUUGUAUGUCCCUAGCUCGCAGCUUAUGCCUAAGGAAAAGGAAGCUGCUGGGCUUUCAUUACAUAAUCUGAAAGUGACUGGAGAUCUUGCAGAGUCAGAUGGGGGAGGGUGUGGAAAAGACAGCUCUGGCCAGCUCCAGUGCUCUGCGGACACAGACCAAACCUCACAGUGUCAAAAAGUGCCCGAAAUCAAAAUACAACUUCGAAGCGUCAAAGAAAACAAAAACAAUCAGUUCAAUAUCACCAGUUUGUUAACGCCUAACAUCCAUCACAAUGCCAACGCUAAAAAGGCGACAAGCGAAUCUAAAAGCCAUUCGUUGACCAUAUCGGACAAAGUACCCCAUUUUAUGGUAAGGGAUAUUAGAGAUAGUAAAUGUAAGUUCCAGACUCCUAUUCAUCAGGUUAGGGACGUGCGCAAAUUGGUUAAAAGCUCAUAUCGGUUUGUAGCGCUAGAAAACACUUGCGGUUCCUCAGGGACGGCAUCCACAGCAUUACGAGAGGAGAGCAAACCUGUUAAUAGGGGACCUGACAAAAAGACAUUUCCCACACCAAUGGUAAUAAAAUGCCAGUCUGUGAACACAAACAAUGCCACAAAACCCUCCGAGCCUGUUAAUAAGGGUGAGAAGGUGGCUGAAACAUCAAGAUUAUCCCUAAAUCUCUCCUCUGAGUGGGCUACUAAAAGUGAAAGCGUUCGCGCCGCACCCAGAGUGCCAUGCGCUAAGCAGCCUCUGACUGAACAGCCAGAGUUUAGCUUAAAAAUUGAUGCUAAAGCGGCAAAACAAAAAUCAGAAAAGGCAACAGAUAGCAGCGAGAAGAAACCAGAGUCGAAGGUUUCAAAUCAAAUAGCGCUUGAAAAGUUAAAGGCAGCUGUGAAAACUAUGGAGCAACUAUAUGUUUUUGAUAGGAACGAAUGGAAGCGCAAAACGCAAGCGCCGCGACCAAUCACCGAUAGCCACGUGCUGUCGCUCAUCACACGGGAGGAGCAAGGAGUCACGACCAAAACGGACUUUGAGAACGAAUUUGGGAAAGCGGACACUAGCUCACAGCUGCAUGCUGAAAAGUUGACCGCAACCUCAAGUGCUGGUGUUGACGAGGAUAAAGUGUGUAUGCCAACAAGUUCUCACGGUCAAGAAGACACGGCUAAGUCAGUAGCCCAAAGAACAGAGUCUUUCACUGACAAGUGCGCAUUUAGUCUAGGCAGUAACCUCAAAGCACCGAACCGUAUAAACACAGUGAAUGACAGCGCUCAACAAAUGUUUUCUAGCAGAAACUAUACGUUUAAAUCUCAUAAAGCACCUUUGUCGCUGAAAAUCUGUCCUUCUAAAUCAAAAAGUGAGGAAAAGCAUCAGAAAGAGCACCAGAAAGAGCACCAGCAGCCAGACUCUGACAAUUACCUAACAAUCCCUGUUAAAGCUCACGCUCCAGAUUCAAAACCCUCAAAACCUUCCCAUCAGCCCCUGCAAUGCUCACCUAUUGUAAUGGAGUCUUGGUCCCCUGAAAGUCCGACGGCUAUGAUAUAUCACCACGCCGUACCCCUGCCUGGUGUACCUGCCGCUCAACCCCAGCUACUCUGCCUCACGCCCCCCGCAGACCUCCCACCUCCUCACAUCCAGCGCAAGCUGCUGCUGGACCCCACCACAGGCCAGUACUACUUAGUGGACACGCCUGUGCCCAUGCAACCAGCCGCACAGCGGUUUUACCAUCCUGAGAGUGGUCAGUACUUGGACAUUCCUUUAUCGUUCACCCCAGUGCCUGUGUCAGUCUCUCCAGUCGCCCUCGGUCCUGCGGCAGCCUAUCCCCCCACCUACUUGGUCUACCCCUCAACCUUGCUGCCACCCCACCCGCACCCGGCCCCUCAGUCCCACUCAUCCACCUGCUCAGAGGCAGAGGAUGCGGUCGAGACGAGCAGCAUGUAUAUGAUGCCGCCGGGCACCACAGUACCCAGCAGUACCACCACUAAACCUGUCAUCAGUAUUACAUCACAGCAAGGUGCCCGUAUUGUUGCUCCUCCUUCCUUUGACGGCACAACCAUGAGCUUUGUGGUGGAGCAUCGAUAACGGAAGGAUGGUCUGUCUGUCGGAGUUUGUCCUCCUCCCACUUCAUCAAAAAAAAAAAAAAUUCCUCAGACAUGUUUCACAGUUUCCCACAUCUGUCUUCAUCAAUUCCUGGUGUUGCCUCCUGAUCUGUGACUUUUGCAACGUACAAAAGCUAAAGAUGACCCAUUUUGAAGCAGUUUUUACAAACUUAUGUAACAUUUGCUGUUUAUGUAGUCUGUAGACUUUUUGAGGCAACUUUUUUUUUUUGCCCAUCCAGCCUUCUUGAAGCACCGCACAAUUAAGGGAAAAUGUUGCUCUUUCAGUUUUCAUUUCAUUGUAUAAAGUGUUUGUAUUUUUA
Messenger RNA from Ctenopharyngodon idella (grass carp), 4905 nucleotides. RefSeq lists its product as uncharacterized. The transcript has 2 exons. NCBI's taxonomy places the organism in Eukaryota, Metazoa, Chordata, Actinopteri, Cypriniformes, Xenocyprididae. The coding region runs from base 381 to 4568 and encodes 1395 amino acids. The record is from RefSeq and is a predicted model, not a curated record.